AUGGCCAUGGUCAAAGCAGGAGACAAUGGCUUUGAGGAGGGAUCUGUGGUCAAUGUAACCAACACGGCGGAUCAGUACGCGUAUUGCGUUGCGUGGGACAACGCAAACCAGAGAGUCCAACGCGAAGGCUGGCUUGCACAAGCGAGCCUGCAAGAGUUGAGCUCCGCAGAGUACACGGUCGCUGCGGCAUGGAGGUUGCCGUUGAUCGAAGUACUUCGCCACACAACCAUUGCCGAAGUCAUCCAGGAUUAUGCCUCGAGCAGUGCCCUCGCUGUCCAAGAAGGAGAUCUUGUGCAGAUCUCCCAGCAGGCUGAUGGCUGGGCUUACGGCACUGUGCUCAAGGACACCUACCAGAAAGUCGAGGGCCGGCUGGAGGUCGGGCGUCAAAGUGGGUGGAUACCCACCUUCGUCCUGAAGCCAAGACAGUCCUGCGUGAGCGACCUUUGCGCCGAGGAGCAGCAGCAAGGUAGUAGACAACAAAAACGGAGUGAUGAGGCAGUCAAACAGCUGCUCGACCUGCUCCAGAACUGCCCACCCUCGCCGGACCAGCUGCUUGUGGCAACCUUCGCCUCCAUUUAUACCACCUUCAUGUGCAGCUCAAGCGCGGGAGCUCGCAGAGACGCCCUUGGGUUUGCAGAACAAGCAUUGGCCAUCGCCAUUCCGCGGGGCUUGACAGAGGAGGAUCCAGCUCGAAGCCACGAUAACAAGAAGAAGGAGCUGCAGACGCUCUACGACCUCGCCUGGGCACGACUUCACACUGGCGUGGAAGGCGCUGCCGUUCAGCCCUGGCGCGAGGUCCUGGCGAUUGCAUCCUUGCUGCAGGGCCAGGCCCAGGUGCUCCAGAAGCCAGGUGAAGCGCUCCGGCUGGUGGACUUGGGCCUCAUCCUUGGCGGUCCUGAGAGCUUCGCCGCCCCGGAGCUCUUUGCCUUGGCAGAGCAGCUCGCAGCGGAGCUGGCAGAGGACACUGAUGCAGGCAGCCGUGAUGCGAAACGUGCUCGCGCAGAGCCUCCCCCAGGCAAUCUGUUAUCGGACAUUUCGUCCGAGCUGCCGCACAUACGUUGCCUGCCUGAGGAGGUGCCGGCACACCAAUCACUUGGCUUGGAGCGCUUCCUUGUGGAGCACUUGGGGCCCCGCCGGCCACUGAUCUGGCGCGGUGGCUGUGCUGACUGGCCUGCUACAAGGAAAUGGCCUCGCGUGGAAUUCUGGUCGACCGGCUCUCUAGGCCAGCGAUGGGUGCCGGUGGAGAUGGACUAUUGGCUCGACGAGGGAUUUCAACUCAUGCAGCUGUCGGCCUUUGUGAAGCACUGCAAGGAGGCUGAGCGCAGGCCUUCGCCCAAAGCAGGCCUCUCCGCAGGAGGCUACCUGGCCCAGCAUGCUCUGUUUGAGCAGCUGCCACAGCUUGAGGCCGACAUUCUCACGCCAGAUCUGGCUCUAUGUGGCGAGGGCUCCCUGCUACGGCAGGUCUUCUUCGGCCCACGCGGCACGGUCACGCCAGUCCACUCGGACCCGUACGAGAACAUCUUCUGCCAGGCAGUGGUUUGUCCAGAGGAGGGGGGAGGGCGGGGAGACAGAAGCUGCCGCAACAAACACUGCCUCGCGCCUCCCUGA
Symbiodinium natans is the source of this 1608-nucleotide messenger RNA. NCBI's taxonomy places the organism in Eukaryota, Dinophyceae, Suessiales, Symbiodiniaceae. The record is from the annotation of a GenBank genome assembly.